Molecule: messenger RNA, 1387 nt
Organism: Phacochoerus africanus (Common warthog)
Lineage: Eukaryota; Metazoa; Chordata; Mammalia; Artiodactyla; Suidae
Gene: TRAM1L1
Product: translocation associated membrane protein 1 like 1
Exons: 1
Coding region: 152-1273 (373 amino acids)
Biological process (GO): SRP-dependent cotranslational protein targeting to membrane, translocation; protein insertion into ER membrane
Cellular component (GO): endoplasmic reticulum membrane
Source: RefSeq, a predicted model, not a curated record
UCCUGGGCUGCCGCGGCGACCCGGGACUGGAGCGGGGAUGGGGAGUGAAGCUCCAGCCACCGUGGCGGCAGCAGCUGCGGCGGCGACGCCGUGAGGAGCAGCCAGGGGGAGGCAGCUGCCGCUCGUCGGUGAGUAUCUGGGAAGCGCCACCAUGACGUUUCGUAAGAAGGGCACCAAGAACCCCCCAGUCCUGAGCCAGGAAUUCAUUCUGCAGAAUCAUGCGGACCUUGUCGCCUGUGUGGGGAUGUUCUUCGUGCUGGGACUCAUGUUCGAGGGAACAGCAGAAGUGUCUAUCGUUUUUAUUACUCUCCAGCACGGCGUUACCUUCCCUGCAGCAGAAGCAGAAGAACGAGCCACAGGAUCCAAGUUGCUUUAUUAUUAUGGUAUCAAAGAUUUGGCCACGGUGUUCUUCUACAUGCUGGUGGCAAUCAUCAUUCAUGCCACCAUUCAGGAGUAUGUGUUGGAUAGAAUUAACAGGCGAAUGCAACUCCCCAAACCGAAACAAAGCAAAUUUAAUGAAUCGGGUCAGUUCAGUGUAUUCUUUCUUGUCUCGUCUAUUUGGGGCACAUUCAUUCUAGUCUCUGAAAACUGCCUGGCAGACCUCUCUCUGUUAUGGAGGGCUCAUACCCAUAACAUGAUGACAUUUCAAAUGAAGUUCUUCUACAUCUCACAAUUGGCUUACUGGUUUCACGCCUUUCCUGAACUCUACUUCCAGAGAAUCAGACAACAGGAUCUCCCCCAUCAAGUUGUCUACGUUGGUCUCCACCUUUUUCACAUUGCUGGGGCUUAUCUCUUGUACUUGAAUCACCUAGGACUUGUCCUUUUGAUGAUGCAUUAUUUUGUUGAAUUCCUUUCUCAUGUUUGCGACCUGUUUAACUUUGGUGAUGAAAAAUACCAGAAAGAGUUUUCUCUGUGGGCCAUUGUGUUUAUUUUGGGUCGGCUUGCGACUUUAAUUGUUUCUCUGAUCACAGUUGGUUUCCACCUGGCUGAAGGACAGAAUCAGAAUCCUGAUGCCACUACUGAAAACGUGAACGUGUUGGCAGCAAAAAUUGCUGUUUUGUCAUCCAGUUGCACCAUCCAAGCAUACAUAACAUGGAAUUUAUUUAAUGCCCAGCUUCAGUGGUGGAUGGAAGAAGACAUUCCUCUUCAGGCCCCAAGUGUGAAGAAGAAGCAACGGACUAAAUGCAAGUCUUCUAGAAAAGGAACAGAAAAUGGAGUGGCAACUUCAGAUAGAGUAGACUCUCCCCAUAAGAGGAAAGAAAAAUCUUCAUGAUGAAUUUCAAGUUAAUUGAUUAAUGUCUCCAAAGAAGUCUACUCUUUCCUGUAACUUUCUUCGCUAAAGACUUUUCUGUUCUUGAAACUAGUUUGUGCAGGUUUUGAUUUUUGC